AUGGGAUCUGUUACGAAGGGCUUGGAAAUGUUCCGGUAUUGGUUGAAGGUGAUGAUGAAGUGCAGCUUCUGGACAACUUCUCCACAAGGCGCUUGUUAUGAGGCUUUGUCAGGUACUCAAAAUGAAUGUGUUUUUCAUAAGUUUUUAUGGAAGAAAACAAUCCCGCAGAAAGGUAGCUUUCUGUUAUGGGCAAUCUUCAAUAACUCAUUGCCAACCAGGGACAUGUUGCAUCACAUAGGUGUGACAGUGGAUAGUUUAGAUUGUGUAAUGUGUAACAAUGAGGGUGAAUCUGUGGAUCACCUGUUUAUGCAUUGGGAUACAACCUUCGCAGUAUGGGACUAUUUUAUCAAAGCGUUUCACAUUUCCUGGCCUAUGCCUUCAACUGUCAUGCAAUUGUUCGAAGCCUGGAACUGGAAUGUACAACAAGGAAGAUGCAAGGAAGUUUGGAGCUUGUUUCAUUAUGCUCUUAUAUGGAACAUAUGGAAGGAGAGGAAUAGCAGGGUCCAUGGGGGGAGGCCAAAGAAGGUGUAUGAGAUUAGCCUCCUCAUCGACGUUGGUUCUGUGGAGUUGUGA
Molecule: messenger RNA, 573 nt
Organism: Papaver somniferum (opium poppy)
Lineage: Eukaryota; Viridiplantae; Streptophyta; Magnoliopsida; Ranunculales; Papaveraceae
Exons: 1
Coding region: 1-573 (190 amino acids)
Source: RefSeq, a predicted model, not a curated record